This is a messenger RNA of Nicotiana tabacum (common tobacco), 522 nucleotides long. Lineage: Eukaryota; Viridiplantae; Streptophyta; Magnoliopsida; Solanales; Solanaceae. The record is from RefSeq and is a predicted model, not a curated record.
AGAAGCGAGAGCAUAAGCAGGAGUUUUAUAACUUUGGACCGGUUCAAUUGGCAAUCCUGUGCCAACUUCACCACACAAAAAUAGUAUAAGAAGCGGUUCCAGAAAGAAUAGUUUGAUUGAUACUAAUUCCACUUGGCGAAGAAAAUUGUGAGAUCGUGAACCCUAGAAUUUGGACUACGAUUCCUUGAUUCAGCAGCGGCAAUGGAUACAGACGUCGAGAUGGUUCCGACUGGUGAAGAAUUCAACGCUGCAGCAGCAGCACCUUCAUCAGCAUCUGCUGCUUCUUCUUCCACUAAGAAACCUAAACGUUUUGAAAUCAAAAAGUGGAACGCUGUCGCUCUUUGGGCUUGGGAUAUUGUAGUAGACAACUGUGCUAUUUGUAGGAAUCAUAUUAUGGAUCUAUGCAUCGAGUGUCAGGCUAAUCAAGCUAGUGCUACGAGUGAGGAGUGCACUGUUGCUUGGGGUACGUUAUUUGUUUAUUUAAGUUUCAUACAGUUGAGACUGUGAUUGGUGAAAUAAUUC